Chionomys nivalis (European snow vole) is the source of this 2504-nucleotide messenger RNA. RefSeq names its product phosphatase and actin regulator 1 (gene Phactr1). Lineage: Eukaryota; Metazoa; Chordata; Mammalia; Rodentia; Cricetidae. The transcript has 15 exons. Gene Ontology annotation, molecular function: actin binding. The coding region runs from base 437 to 2386 and encodes 649 amino acids. Gene Ontology annotation, biological process: cell motility; stress fiber assembly. The record is from RefSeq and is a predicted model, not a curated record.
CCAAUCCCUACUGGAGCAGCCUUCAGGAUUAGAAAGUACUCCACACCUUGGAGAGUCUAGGAGACAGGAGAAUCAUUUUAAAUGCAAAUUAAAUUGAGGGGGUAGCAGAAAAGAACACAUAAAAGACGGUAAAACAAAACCUUUCAAUUUUCUUAAAUUAGCAGGCUAAUGUGUUCUAAAGAGCAGCCCUACUCAGAUUCCAUCUUGGGGGGUAGCAUUUCAUCACAAUAUAAAACCGGCGGAUCCAUCAUUUCCCUCCACUCUGUGCUCCUGACUGGAGAUUGAAGGGAAAAUUAGAAGCUGUUCAUUUGGGCUUGCCGGCUCAGCAGCCCGGCUCAGUUUGCUUUCUGCUCUCCAGCUACAUCCUGUUGAAGGAGGACAAGGGCUGAUAUCUACGUGAUUAGCUUCCCUCAAAAUCCUGCUUUGAACAUCGAAGAUGGAUUAUCCCAAAAUGGAUUAUUUUCUGGAUGUUGAGUCUGCUCAUAGACUCUUGGAUGUGGAGUCAGCACAAAGAUUCUUCUACAGUCAAGGAGCUCAAGCUCGCCGGGCGACCCUGCUCCUGCCUCCCACAUUAAUGGCGGCUUCUUCGGAGGAUGACAUAGACCGGCGGCCCAUCAGAAGAGUCCGCUCCAAGAGCGACACGCCAUAUCUCGCAGAAGCCAGGAUCUCCUUUAACCUGGGGGCAGCCGAGGAAGUGGAGAGACUGGCGGCCAUGCGUUCUGACUCGCUGGUCCCUGGUACGCACACCCCACCUAUCCGGAGGAGGAGUAAGUUUGCCAACCUGGGAAGGAUUUUCAAGCCUUGGAAAUGGAGGAAGAAGAAAAGUGAAAAGUUCAAGCACACAUCAGCAGCUCUGGAAAGGAAGAUAUCGAUGAGGCAGAGCAGAGAGGAGCUGAUCAAGAGAGGGGUCUUGAAGGAAAUCUAUGAUAAAGAUGGAGAGCUCUCCAUAUCGAAUGACGAUGACUCCCUGGAGAACGGACAGUCCCUGAGCUCCAGCCAACUGUCUUUGCCUGCCCUGUCAGAAAUGGAGCCUGUACCAAUGCCCAGGGACCCCUGCUCGUUUGAGGUGCUCCAAGCUUCAGAUAUCAUGGACGGACCAGUGUCUCAAGAGAGUCCCUCUGCCAGUGAGUCUGGAGUCCUCCUGUCCCAAGAUCCUUCAGCCAAACCAGUUCUGUUCCUGCCCCCCAAAAAACCUGCUGCUUUCUCUGGAGACCAUGAGGAGACCCCAGUGAAGCAGUUGUCCCUUCUCAAGCAGCCCCCGGCCCUGCCUCCCAAACCCACUGCCCGGAUUGCCAACCACUUAACAGAUCCUGGCGCCCCUGUGAAAUUGCCUUGUCUGCCAGUGAAACUGUCGCCUCCGCUACCUCCAAAGAAAGUCCUGAUCUGUAUGCCUGUCGGGGGGCCAGAGCUCUCCCUGGCAUCCUACGCAGCCCAGAAGAGCAGCCAGCAGGCCGUGGCCCAACACCACCACACUGUCCUGCCAUCCCAGAUGCAGCACCAACUGCAGUAUGGCAGCCACGGCCAGCACCUCCCGUCCUCUACCGGCACCUUGCCCAUGCACCCCUCAGGCUGCAGGAUGAUCGAUGAGCUGAACAAGACACUUGCUAUGACCAUGCAGAGGCUGGAAAGCUCCGAGCAGCGAGUCCCCUGUUCCACUUCUUACCACAGCUCUGGUUUGCACUCGAGCGACAGUGUCACAAAAGCAGGACCCAUGGGCCUUCCGGAAAUAAGACAAGUGCCAACCGUUGUGAUCGAAUGCGACGACAAUAAAGAGAAUGUGCCUCAUGAGUCCGACUAUGAAGACUCAUCCUGCCUAUACGCCCGGGAGGAGGAGGAAGAGGAGGAGGAAGAUGACGACGAUGCUUCAUUGUACACCAGCUCUCUGGCCAUGAAGGUCUGCAGGAAGGACUCCUUAGCCAUCAAACUCAGCAACAGGCCCUCGAAGCGAGAGCUGGAGGAGAAGAACAUCCUCCCCAGACAGACCGAUGAGGAGAGGUUGGAGCUCAGACAGCAGAUUGGCACCAAGCUCACAAGGCGGCUGAGCCAGAGACCCACCGCAGAGGAACUGGAACAGAGAAACAUUCUGAAGCCUCGGAAUGAACAAGAAGAGCAGGAGGAGAAGCGCGAAAUCAAGAGGAGGCUGACUCGCAAGCUCAGUCAAAGGCCCACGGUGGAAGAACUUCGCGAAAGGAAAAUCCUCAUCCGCUUCAGUGACUAUGUGGAGGUGGCAGAUGCUCAGGACUAUGACCGCAGGGCAGAUAAGCCAUGGACACGACUCACAGCUGCCGACAAGGCUGCCAUUCGGAAGGAACUCAAUGAGUUUAAAAGCACUGAAAUGGAAGUCCACGAGUUAAGUAGACACUUGACAAGGUUUCAUCGACCUUAACAGUGGGAUUACUCUCCAGUGCUCUGCUGUCUUCAAAACAUAAAUUUAUAAGAACCAUAAGUGCUGGCAUUUGUCUACUUCCCCAUUACGAUGUAAAUCUGAACUGCCUUUUUUUUUU